Messenger RNA from Saprolegnia parasitica CBS 223.65, 2244 nucleotides. RefSeq lists its product as hypothetical. Gene Ontology annotation, biological process: calcineurin-mediated signaling. The transcript is spliced from 8 exons. The record is from RefSeq and is a predicted model, not a curated record. Bases 1 to 2244 code for a protein of 747 amino acids. Gene Ontology annotation, molecular function: calmodulin binding; calmodulin-dependent protein phosphatase activity. Gene Ontology annotation, cellular component: cytoplasm; calcineurin complex. NCBI's taxonomy places the organism in Eukaryota, Oomycota, Saprolegniomycetes, Saprolegniales, Saprolegniaceae.
AUGAAGCUCGCGGCCUUCCUCAGCUCGACGCCAUCGUCGCGCCCGACGAUGAAGAAGAUGGAGCCGCCCCCGUCGGCGCUGCAGAAGGACUGGGAGAAGAAGAGCGCGCUCGAGACGAUCGCGAUCGAUGAGAAGGCGAUCAACUACUUCCGGAAGCUCCCGAUCACGACGUGCGUCAUGGAAGGGCGCAUGAUGAAGUACGACCUCGAGCCCAUGUUUGUGCGCAAUGCGUUCCGGCACGGCAACAGCCUCUCGGUCACGGCCGCGCUCGACCUCAUUGCGCAGGGGACGGAGAUCAUGACGACCGAGUUCAACAUCCUCAAGCUCCAAGCGCCCAUGAUCGUCGUUGGCGACUUGCACGGCCAGUUCUUCGACUUGCUGCAUCUGCUGCAUGUCCAUGGCGACCCGAGCCCGGCAAACCAGUAUUUAUUCCUUGGCGACUACGUGGAUCGUGGUCCGUCGUCGUGCGAGAUCAUGCUGCUCCUCCUCGCGUACAAGAUCAAGUUUCCCAAGUACGUGCACCUCCUUCGCGGCAACCACGAGUGCCGGAGCGUGAGCACGCACUACGGGUUUCGCGACGAGUGUCUUCGCAAGUAUGGCCUUCUCGUGUACAACCGCAUGGUCGCAUGCUUUGAGAGCAUGCCCCUCGCCGCGACGAUCGAGACCUCGUACGGGACGCUUCUUGCGCUUCACGGCGGCCUGUCGCCUGACAUUGACACGGUCGACGAGAUCAACGACCUCGACCGCUUCGUCGAGCCCAAGCCGUCUGGGCCGCUCUGCGAUAUCUUGUGGUCAGAUCCGUCCAAGGACAAUGAUCAGCACGACGACUGGGCGCCCAACCCGAUCCGCGGCUGCUCGUACAUGUUUAGCGAGCACCUCGUCCGGUCGUUUCUCCAGCGCAACAAGCUUCUUUCAAUCAUCCGCGCGCACGAGCACUACGCCAAAGGCGUCUCACUCGACGACUUUCCGCCCGUCGUUACCGUCUUCUCCGCGCCCGAGUACUGCAACGUGUACUCGAACAUGGGCGCGACGCUCUACUUGACGUACGAAUGGACGGGCCAGCUCGAAUUCGUCCAGCACAAGCGUGCCCACACCGAGAGCAAGAUCACGCACGCCAGCGAGGUCAACGCCGUCUCCGAGUUCCUCGCCGAGACGCUGCCGUUUUUGCCCAUUUCGUUCUUGCAACUCGUGUCGCUCUGCAGCCGCCUUGGCCCUGGCCUGCACGUCGUGCGCUCGUGCAAUGCGUCGACAGCUCUCUUACCGAGCAAGAAAAAGAAGCCGCACAUCUUUGCGACCGGUGGCUUCAUCUCCAAGCUCAUGGCGCGUCGCAAGUCGUCGCGUGCGGAGCGUGAAGAGCCCGAGAUGCCACCACCGCCGAUUCAGACGCGACCCAAGGUCGCUGCGCCGCGCAGCAACAAAUCCAUUAGCACGACGCCCGUGAGCAAGCGAGGAUCGGGCUUCGUCCCGCCCUCCGAAAUGCACCCCGCGGCUGUGCACCCGCAGCAAAAGAUUGCAUGCAUCAAGGUGUCUUUGCGCAUUGCCGAGCUUCAAAAUCAAAUCUUCCAGAGCGGGUCGCGCCCCGGCUUACCCAUGUGCCAACCGACAAAGGCGUCACCGCAAGACGACGACGACAGCGCGACGCAAGAUGAAGAGGAAGAAGAGGUGCUGCCCAAGCGCCGCACACGGUCGUUCCAUGCCGUCGACAGUCAAGACACGCGUGUGGCCCAAAUCCGUCGUCAGUGGCAGAUCAAGGCAAACGAAGAGUCGGAGAAGCACCGCGUCGCGUCGUCCGUGCCGUCGCGCGUCUUUCUGCAUCAGCGACGCCCGAGUGUUGACAAGCUCACGGGUCAGAUCGACAUUAUGAACGUGCUCCAAGUCUGGGAGCAGCGCAAGAACAACAUUCAGAGCGCCCACGCAGCGAUCGAGACGGAGAGUGUUCCCGUGUACAAGAAGCAAAUGGGCGCCGACGUCUUUACGGACGAAGAGUGGCGAGCACUGAAGCUCUACUUUUACAUGGCGACACGGGACGACCAGGGACAACUGACCAAGAAGAAGCUCGGGUUGCUCCUGGCCGACCAAGACAAAGAUGCAUAUGCGACCCAAGACGAACUGUCGACCAUCCUCGGGGCCAUGGACAGCGACGAAGACGGCGUGAUUGGCGAAGCCGACUUUUUGCAUUUUGCGUAUCGCGCCAAGCAGUCGGAGAUGCGCCAGCCGCACCUCGUGCGACGCUUCUCGGGGUAA